Messenger RNA from Epinephelus lanceolatus (giant grouper), 1650 nucleotides. The record is from RefSeq and is a predicted model, not a curated record. NCBI's taxonomy places the organism in Eukaryota, Metazoa, Chordata, Actinopteri, Perciformes, Serranidae.
AUGACGCAGCGAGGAAUUCAGAUGGAUGAGGAAAAACUCUCCUGCUCGAUCUGUCUGGAUCUACUGAAGGAUCCGGUGACUAUUCCCUGUGGACACAGCUACUGUAUGAGCUGUAUUAAACGCCACUGGGAUGAAGAGGAUCAGAGGCAAAUCCACAGCUGCCCUCAGUGCAGACAGCUCCUUAUACCGAGGCCUGUCCUGGUGAAAAACACAGUGUUGGCAGAUUUAGUGGAGGAACUGAAGAAGACUGGACUCCAAGCUGCUCCUGCUGAUCACUGCUACGCCGGACCUGAAGAUGUGGCCUGUGAUUUCUGCACUGGGAGGAAGCUGAAAGCUGUCAAGUCCUGUCUGCAGUGUCUGGUCUCAUACUGUGAGCAGCACGUCCAGCCCCACUAUGAAAUUGUUCCAUUAAAGAAACACAAGCUGGUUGACCCCUCCAAGAAGCUUCAGGAGAACAUCUGUACUCGUCACAAUGAGGUGAUGAAGAUUUUCUGUCGCACUGAUCAGCAGUGUAUCUGUUAUCUGUGCUCCAUGGAUGAACAUAAAGGCCAUGACACAGUCUCAGCUGCAGCAGAAAUGACUGAGAAGCAGAAAGAGCUCGGGGUGACUCGACAAAAGAUCCAGCAGAGAAUCCAAAACAGAGACAAAGGUGUGAAGGUGCUUCAGCAGGAGGUGGAGGCUAUCAAUCGCUCUGCUGAUAAAGCUGUGGAGGACAGCAAGAAGGUCUUCACAGAUCUGAUCCGUCUCAUUGAGAAAAGAAGCUCUGAUGUGAAGAAGGAAAUCAGAUCUCAGCAGAAAACUGAAGUCAGUCGAGUCAAAGAGCUUCAGGAGAAGCUGCAGCAGGAGAUCACUGAUCUGAGGAGGAAAGAUGCUGAGCUGGAGCAGCUCUCACACACAGGGGACCACACCCACUUUCUACAAAAUUACCCCUCACUGUCACAUCUCACUGACUCCAAAGACUCAUCCAGGAUCAAUAUCCGUUCUGUGCGACACUUUGAGGAUGUGACUGCAGCUGUAUCAGAGGUCAAAGAUAAACUACAGGACUUUCUCAGUGAUAUGUGGACCACAAUCUCACUGACAGUGAGAUCAGUUGAUGUUUUGCUGCCACAGGCAGAGCCCAAGACCAGAGCUGAAUUCUUACAGUAUUCACGUCAAAUGACACUGGAUCCAAACACAGUAGACAGUCGACUGGCACUAUCUGAAGACAAGAGGAAAGUAACAAGUCAACCAGGCUCACACAGUGACAUGUACAGGUUUCAGGUCUUGAGCAAAGAGAGCCUGACUGGACGAUGUUACUGGGAGGUGGAGAGGGAUGGUGGUGCAUUUUCAGUAGCAGUCACAUAUGCACAUAUGAGAAGACCAGUGCAUGAAAGUGUAUUUGGGAACAAUGACACAUCUUGGGCAGUUUAUUUUUUGAGUAAUAGAUAUGAAUUCAGACAUAACAACAUCAUCACUCCCAUCUGUGGUCCUCAAUCCACCAGAGUAGGAGUGUACCUGGAUCACAGUGCAGGUAUUCUGUCCUUCUACAGCAUCUCUGACACCAUGAUGACUCUCCUCCACAGAGUCCAGACCACAUUCACUCAGCCUCUCUAUGCUGGACUUAGCGCUUAUGGUUUUAUUUGCUCUGCUGAAUUGUGUGAACUAGAGUAG